AUGGCUACUGGUUCAAGCAUAAUCAUCGAUGGAGAGACGUUCGACCUUAUCACCAUACCAAGUGCAGAAAGCAAACUGGUGCAGUCAGCCAAACAGGAGCUUCUUGGCGAUCUAAAUCUCCAGAGACUUGUUGAUGACUUGGGAAAACUCGGAACGUUUAUGCGCGUUGCUUACAACGGUGUGGCAGGAAAUACUAAGGUACAAAUAAAAGUACAGAGUGUCGGCUACAAGAUUACAAAACUGGCUGACAAAUCAGCUAUCACAGUACACCAGUUCAAACGUACAUCGACAGAGGUACUUAAAAAACUGAAGAACACCUAUCAGUUCUUGCUAGAUGGACAAGAAAAGGUGGCGGUACUAACGCUCUCGAGGAUGGCUAACAAGGCAGAAGCCAUGGCGAAAGCGGCAAAGGAAUUACGAGAAGAUUUCGACCAGACAACAGAAGAUGUGAAAAAAGCCUUAGAAGAUACACAGAUGGCAAAAGGUGAUCAGGAAGACACCAAGACAACUCUGGAGAGGAAAAGAAGGGAAUUCAAAGAGAAAAAGGAGAAAGCGGAGGAGCUGGAGAAAAUUGCACAAAAGGCUGAAGAGGAGGCGACAGAAUUGUACAAAAAGGCUCAAGCGAGAGAGGAAACGGCACAUACUGCAGCACAGAAAAAACAUGACAGCAUUAUGCAAACGAUAGUAAAUUCGAUCACUGAUGUCGUUACAAGUGUGCCAAGCGCAGUGGCGUUAACACUGUUGCUCCGAUUCGAAAAAGCAGCCGAAAAAUUGAUGGAAAUUGGUGACAAGUCCGGAUGCAAAGAAGCUAUUCGAAGGGCAAACAGAGAAAAGAUAAAUCACUUAGAACAAGUGGAGAAGGAACGGGACCGUCGACGAGAAGCCAUACAACAAUGCCUAGAAUUCACACAGAAGAUCAUAAAUUGCGAAGACGACAGCGAUUUGGCACAGGCACCCAUUGACGCUUUGCACAACUCUGUUGGUGCACUCAAAUCUCUCUCUAACACCAUGAUGAAAGUGUCCAUGUUUUGGGAGGUGAUGCGAAUACAGUGCAACGACUUAGCUCAAGGUGACGUAAAAGAAGCCGUCGAGAUGAUGAUUGAAAUGCCCAAAGAAGAACGACUAAAAACGUGGACAUCCACGGGAUUCAAGGAGGAAGCCCUGGGUUAUUAUUCAAAGUGGGUUGCUCUAAACAACGUGUCUAGUGUGUACAUGUUACAGAUAGAGGACACCUCGCGGAAAUUGCACGAAUACCUAGAAUUCAACCCAACCACUGAAGAGGCAAAAAGCGAAGUACGUCGACUGGCUUCUGAAUUCGCCGAUGAUUUGAGGCAAGAUCAAGAAAAGGACGAAGAGGAGUCCCGGCUUAAAGAAACACAGAAAAGCUCCGAAUAA
Messenger RNA from Porites evermanni, 1395 nucleotides. The record is from the annotation of a GenBank genome assembly. Lineage: Eukaryota; Metazoa; Cnidaria; Anthozoa; Scleractinia; Poritidae.